UCUCAAUACUCCUUAUUCACGGAUUUCGUGCAUGUCAAUUUAAAACGAGGCUCGGGAUACUAAACAUAGAAAAACGGCGUGUUCAGAGACAGCGACAGCCCCUUAUCACUGUUGUGUUCCUUGUUGUACAAAUGACUCUCGGUACGACAAGGAACGGCGUUUAUCCUUCCACAAGUUCCCAGUGGACUCAAGAAGGCGAAAACAAUGGAUCUUCAAAAUAAGAAGGGAUUUGGGACCAAAGUUUAGGAUAUCUGAUGCCACAAGAGUGUGCUCUGAGCAUUUUCAUCCCUCAGAAAUCAGAAAGACACUGACAGGGAAAAGGAUGCUGUCAACUACUGCGGUGCCAUCAUUAUUUGAUUGGACAAAAAGUACACCUACUAGACGUCCACCUCGAAAAUCUCUUAUGCGUGCCACUUGCUCUGAAGAACCAAUGGAUAUCAACGAUUCUGGUGUCAGUCCUUCAAUUCUUCAAGGUGAAUCACAGCCUCUGGUACCUAUGAUAUCUAAAGACCAUGACUAUACUGUGGAACCAUCUUCACCCAACAGUAAAUUGGAAGCUGCCCAGAAAGAAAUUGAUGUUUUACAAUGUCAAGUAGAAGGACUGAAGGCUGAAAAAUUCGGUGUGCAAAGAUUUUCUUUAGAUGCAAAAUUGAUAAACUUUUACACAGGGUUUACAAACUAUAAAACAUUUGUCAGUAUUUUCACUGCAUUGCAACCUACUGCAACAACUAUGGUACGUUGGACACAGAUGCAAAGACAUUCUUCCAACAUAGACAAAAUUAAAACAACUCCGUUCAAAGAUGAUUGCAUGUCACUAAGCUUAAUAGAUCAGUUUUUUAUGUUUAUGUGUAGAGUUCGACAAGGAUUUCCCGAACAAGAUCUUGCUGUUAGGUUCAAUAUUUCCCAAGCAUCUGUCAGUAGAAUACUUAUUACAUGGGCCAAUUAUUUGUAUGCAAUGUUUGGAAGUUUAUGUAUUUGGCCCUCCCGCAGAAUUGUAGAUCAAAAUAUGCCUGCCUGCUUUAAAUGUACAUACCCAAAUACAAGAGUGAUCUUAGAUUGUACGGAAAGUAAAGUACAAACACCAAGCUCAAAGGUCUUAAAUUCAGAAACAUAUUCGAAUUAUAAGAGUCAUACAACGUUUAAAAGUCUUAUAGGUAUUACACCAUUCGGUAGUGUUUCAUUUGUAAGUUCUCUGUACACAGGUUGUAUAUCUGAUAAGGAUAUCACUGCAAGGUCAGGGAUCAUUGAUCUGAUUGAAGAAAAUGAUCAGGUCAUGGUGGACAAAGGGUUUCUUAUUCAAGACUUGUUAGACACCAAACAUGCAACUGUAGUAAUUCCUCCAUUUCUCGGUCAUAAAGGGAAGUUUUCGCAAGAGGAGGUGGGCAAAACUCAUGAAAUUGCCCGAUUACGGAUACAUGUAGAAAGAGCAAUUCGUAGAAUUAAAGAAUACCAUAUAUUUGAUGGAGUUAUUCCAUUGAACUUGGCUUCUUCAAUAAAUCAAAUUUGGACUGUUUGUACAAUUUUAACAAAUUUUCGAGUUCCAUUGUUUUAAAACUACAAAUUCGCAAUUGCAUAAAUUUUUUCAGUGCAAGAAUUUUUAGUAUUUACAACAAAACAUGUUUUACUUUCAGAAUUAUUUUGUAUUAAUUUGUUGGUAUCAAAUUGUGCAAAGUUACAUUCUAUUAAAACAAAUCAGUUAUUCUUGGAAUACUUUUUCCAUUUUUAGACACAAGAAGGGAGUUGUAGAGAAAUAUACUACAUAUGUAUUCCUGUGACAAUCAUAUGCCAAUAAAAUGUGUCAUACAUUUAAGCUAUUAAUGUAACAUUCAUGUACAACUAAUACAGUACUGUACAUCUAAAACAGCAUUGUGUAAUAAAAGUUCUAAAACUC
Molecule: messenger RNA, 1891 nt
Organism: Ostrea edulis (European flat oyster)
Lineage: Eukaryota; Metazoa; Mollusca; Bivalvia; Ostreida; Ostreidae
Exons: 3
Coding region: 323-1552 (409 amino acids)
Source: RefSeq, a predicted model, not a curated record